GGAGCUCACACAUAACACAAAAAUGGCGAGAACCUUGUUGUGGCUCGCGCUCUUGUGCGCCGCCUUGGCGUUUUGCACCCGUGCAGCAGGCCUCCGGCUCGAGCUCACCCACGUCGACGCCAAGCAGAACUGCAGCACCGAGGAGCGCAUGCGCCGCGCCACGGAGCGCACCCACCGCCGGCUGGCGUCCAUGGGCGAGGCGAGCGCGCCCGUCCACUGGGCCGAGUCGCAGUACAUCGCGGAGUACCUCAUCGGCGACCCGCCGCAGCAGGCGGAGGCCAUCAUCGACACCGGCAGCAACCUCAUCUGGACGCAGUGCUCGACCUGCCAGCCGGCCGGCUGCUUCAGCCAGAACCUCUCCUUCUACGACCCGUCCCGGUCGCGCACGGCCAGGCCCGUGGCGUGCAACGACACCGCGUGCGCGCUCGGCUCCGAGACCCGGUGCGCGCGCGACAACAAGGCGUGCGCCGUGCUCACCGCCUACGGCGCCGGGGUCAUCGGCGGGGUCCUCGGCACCGAGGCGUUCACGUUCCAGCCGCAGUCGGAGAACGUGAGCCUCGCCUUCGGGUGCAUCGCCGCGACCAGGCUCACGCCGGGCUCCCUGGACGGCGCGUCCGGCAUCAUCGGGCUGGGCAGGGGCAACCUGUCGCUGGUGUCCCAGCUCGGAGACAACAAGUUCUCGUACUGCCUCACGCCCUACUUCAGCCAAAGCACGAACACGAGCCGCCUGUUCGUCGGCGCGUCCGCCGGCCUGAGCAGCGGGGGCGCGCCGGCCACGUCCGUGCCGUUCCUCAAGAACCCUGACGUCGACCCGUUCAGCACGUUCUACUACCUUCCCCUCACUGGCAUCACGGUGGGGGAUGCCAAGCUCGCCGUCCCCGAGGCCGCGUUUGACCUCCGGCAGGUCGCGACGGGGCUGUGGGCGGGUACGCUCAUCGACUCGGGCUCCCCGUUCACGAGCCUCGUCGACGUGGCGUACCAGGCACUGAGAGAUGAGCUCGUUCAGCAGCUGGGCGCCAGCAUCGUGCCGCCGCCGGCCGGGGCGGAAGGGCUCGACCUGUGCGCGGCCGUGGCGCAUGGGGACGUCGGGAAGCUGGUACCCCCGCUGGUCCUGCAUUUUGGAAGCGGCGGCGGGGACGUCGCGGUGCCGCCAGAGAAUUACUGGGGGCCCGUGGACGAUAGCACGGCGUGCAUGGUGGUGUUCAGCUCGGGCGGGCCAAACAGCACGCUGCCCAUGAACGAGACCACCAUCAUCGGCAACUACAUGCAGCAGGACAUGCACCUGCUCUAUGACCUCGAAAAAGGCAUGCUCUCCUUCCAGCCGGCGGACUGCAGCUCCAUGUGAUGACGAUGCCACCAGCCGGUCUUACGUAGAGUAGUGUAAGUGUAUAGACCCGGGGUGCAUUGGUGGAUAUAUGCUUGCAUUGUUUUAGAUUAAAGGAAGGAACAUCUAUCUUUCCGGCCUCUUCACCCUCGUGGAUGAAUGCGGCCAAAUAUGAUUGCAUUUGUUUUCUACUAUGAUAAUCUAUGACUAUAUGCAUUUCUUA
Messenger RNA from Zea mays, 1547 nucleotides. Its product is annotated as aspartic proteinase nepenthesin-1. Lineage: Eukaryota; Viridiplantae; Streptophyta; Magnoliopsida; Poales; Poaceae. Bases 23 to 1345 code for a protein of 440 amino acids. The transcript has a single exon. The record is from RefSeq and is a predicted model, not a curated record. Gene Ontology annotation, cellular component: extracellular region.